This is a messenger RNA of Puccinia triticina, 570 nucleotides long. RefSeq lists its product as uncharacterized. The transcript has 2 exons. The record is from RefSeq and is a predicted model, not a curated record. NCBI's taxonomy places the organism in Eukaryota, Fungi, Basidiomycota, Pucciniomycetes, Pucciniales, Pucciniaceae. The coding region runs from base 1 to 570 and encodes 189 amino acids.
AUGCUGAAGAUGAACGUUAGCUCGAUGGUGAUAAUCAGUUUUGCAAUGAUGGCCUUUGGAGUUCUCGCUUCACCACUCAGCAAGGAUACACACAGCACUACUUCCAUAGGCCGUCGAACGAGCGGCAAUCGGGUGGACAGACGGAUGGUCCCCGGGCCUGGUGUAGGCGUUGGCGCAGGUCUCGUUGGAGCCGCUCUGGGUGGACCCGGACCCGGUCCCGUCGGUAUUGGUCCUCCUGGCCCGCUUGUUGGCCCGCCACCGGUUGGUGCAGUCGUGGUUCCGGGUGGCCCUCCGGGCCCCGGCCAGCCCGGUCCAAGCACAGGCAACUCGGCCGCAACUGCAGACGCUGCUGCUCGCGCUCAGGCAAACGGUCCACGUCCAACAGGUUCGGUGGACGCUCAAGGUUCAGCUGAUGCUGCCGCUGGAGGCUCUGGACCCAGCGCUGGCGAUUCAGCCGCAAGUUCAGCUGCGGAUGCCCGCGCCAAGGCAAAUACCCAAGGCGCUGUCGGUGCAAACAGCUCCGCGGCUAGCAAAUCUUCCUCCUCUUCCAACUGGGAGCAACGAUCAUGA